This is a messenger RNA of Drosophila mojavensis, 843 nucleotides long. RefSeq lists its product as uncharacterized. NCBI's taxonomy places the organism in Eukaryota, Metazoa, Arthropoda, Insecta, Diptera, Drosophilidae. The record is from RefSeq and is a predicted model, not a curated record. Bases 1 to 606 code for a protein of 201 amino acids. The transcript has 3 exons.
AUGUGGAUUGCGUGUCCUCCUUGUGUUGGCCAGUCGCUACUGUCAGCUCGUCGUCGCAAGAUGUGCAGAGGUCUGGGCUUUAGCACCGGCUUUGUAGCGUUCUGCGCUUUCAUCUGCUGCUUUGGUGCCCUGCACAUGCUCAACAAGAUCGUGUACGUUAACCAGGAUGUGGCGAUGCACACCGAUUACAAGCUGGCGCCACCGAUCGGCGGUGGCAGCAAUCGAUGCCAGCGCACGUUCAUCGUAGACAGUGUGGGCGGUGCGCAUCUCACCUGGCUGGAGCUCUUCUACAUGAAGUGGACGCUGGUGCUGACCAUUUUCUAUACGUUCGUCGUGAUGCUACUAAUACGCGCCCAAUACCUGAGCCACUUUAACAUUAAUUUCAUAACCUCCAAUGCGAUGAUGCUAGUCGGCGGCGUCCUCUCGGUGGUGCUCUUCAUAGACUCGGUCAUACUCCACGAGCGCAUGCCCUUUUUGGAGCUCUCGUGCAAUGAGUUUAUAGUCGGACUCAUGUACUUCAUAGCCAUCAAUAUAUGUGUUGCUGUCGUCUUUUUCAUGAUCCAUUCCUGUCAAUAUUAUUUCCAAUUGGACAGGCACGCCUUCUGAAGCUCAAAGCUAAAAAUUUGAAGAAUUUGAAAAUAAUUCAAUUGGGAUUAGGCUGAAUUAUGAAAUAUUAUUACUCUUCAAACCAUGUUUAUAAUAUUAUAAUAGUAUACACAUACAUAUAUACAUACAUAUACGUAUACAUAUUCAAUUCUUAAAGCAUAGCUGAUUUUUAUAAUAGCUCAUACCUUUUUUAAAUUUUUCUUCAACAAGAAGCAGAAUAAAACAUAUUUGAACGAA